Messenger RNA from Dermacentor albipictus, 9694 nucleotides. Its product is annotated as serine-rich adhesin for platelets-like. NCBI's taxonomy places the organism in Eukaryota, Metazoa, Arthropoda, Arachnida, Ixodida, Ixodidae. The record is from RefSeq and is a predicted model, not a curated record.
UCGCCAAUAACUAAUGCGUAAUUUCAAAAUAACACGCUUUACCCCGCCGUAGUUAUUUGGGCUAAUAAAUUUCGCUUCACGUUAACUGCGCAAUAUAGUGCGCCGUGUCCACGUGACCGUGCCAUGUCCAUUGACCAAGGACGGGAGCCGGUGCUGCCAGAAGACACUCGACGCUCACGGCAUUCACCAUCGCCAUCGGCAUCAAAACGAAAAAAUCAAAACGAAAAGUAUGGCGCCGUAGCAGAUCACGCCGCAGCACGUUCGAAAACACAUACGAAAGCUGGGACUAUGGCAAGAGCAUUCAGCUGAAGUCAAGUUUUUUUCUCUCAAGUUCCGUGACGCCAUCCGCGGCACACAGUGUCCGAAUUCCCGCAGCCUUCGGGGCGUCGUCGUCAUGUCGGAGGGCCAGAAAAAAGCCGCGAAGCGGCUGAUCAAGUGGCGCGACAGCGCUCGCCGUCAACUGUCGAGCGCCUCGUGCAGCGACGAUCUCGCCGACGCCUUGCAAUUCGUCCUCCGCAACGUUGCCAAAACUUUCAAGGCCGCGCUUCUAUCGACCGACGACGACCGGAGAGAACAGUUGUCUCGGGACCUGAGCACCGUCUUGUGCCAGGUUUCGGCUCACCUCUACUUGCGUUCGCGCGAUUUGUUGGUCGCCGACUGCGACGAUGGCAGCGAUCGGAGCAGCCGCUCGAGCCGUUUCGACUACUGGGACCACCAGUGCGCGCUUCUCUCGUACUUGUUGGACCUGUCGCUCGUUCGCGACGAGCCCGCGGCGAUCACCAAGAUCUGCUUCGUCCUGUCCAAGAGCAAGCACAGGGUGUGGGACGUUCUCGUGCAGACGUGGGCCAUCUGCUGCUCGAGCGCACCCGUUCGUCUGGAGCUGCAGCCGCGGCUGCUGGACGUGUUCCGCUGGUUCGCGGCCUACUGCCCGCGCACGUGCGCGAGCCCCGAGCUGUACUUCAAGUUUGUCGUCUGCGCCGCGUGUCUGGCGAGACGGUUGCCCCAGCGCGGCUGGGAGACUGUCAAGCCCUUCGCCCUCUCCAUCGAACCCGCGGAGUUCGAUUUCGAAGAGUGGUUCGCCGCGCAGCCCGCCUUGGCCGCGCUUCUGCCUCGGUCCGAGGUGCCGAGAUCCCGCCGAAAAGUGAUCGCGCGCCUCUGCAAGAGCGCGUCGGACCCGGCGGAGCUGUUGGAAGCCUGCCGGACACUGAGCGAGUCCGGCGGUGGUUCCGCUGGCGUCAGGACGACGUGCGACGCCGCGGCGGACGUCGACAUGUUCGUCAUCGCGGACGAAGAGACACAGGCACGAGAGGAGGACACGAAGACGCCCGAGGUCGAGGAUGAGCAGCUGCAAGCAAUCAUUGAUUCAACACUGAGCCGUCUGCAGUCGACCAUUGCCACACCUCGUGCUAGUGACGCCGAGCCCAAUUCUGAGGCUGUCAGCAAUGCCAGCAACUCCCCGCUGAAUACAAAGGCUUUCUUGGACAGGCUUCUCCGUAGCAGUGUUGCUGAUACUGAUGCUAGGGGAGCGUUGAAGAAUGCAGAAGCAUCUGUGAAGAAGCUCGACCACAAGCAACGAGAGUCUGUUGAAGAGGUGAACGACAGCAAAGCAGUGGACGUCGUGGCUACACCGGUGAAAGGUGAUAAGCAUACAAGCAUGGCUCAGGAAGCAACAUCGAAAGAAGAAGGGGUUGUUGGAAAUUGUGCAGACAGCACACCUGCGGCGUCACCUCUGCGAAAAAAAUUUGGGAGACGAAAAAGGGUUCACACAAAGAAGAUUCAUUCCUCAGGCAAGCUGCCCACAUCAAAAGCUGCAGAGGAGUCUUUUACUUUUGCAGCCAGUAUGGAUGAUGAAGUUCAGCACGAAACUCCACUUUCACAAAAAUCCUCACUUCAAAAACAUUUGCAGAAACUGCCUUCGGUUUCAGCUGUGCAGGAUUCAGAUGCUACAACAAUGCCUAUUGGCGACCAAUGUGUAGUGAUGGGAACAGACCAAGGCAGUGUCGUUGACCUUGAAGAAAAUUCAAAUGAGCACCAUGACUACAUAAUGGGCAAUGAGAUGCCAUUGUCGAUGGGCAGAGAGGAGUCUAGAGAUUUUUGGAAUUCGCAAGCUGAGCCAGUCGCAAAAGCUCUGAAAGAAGCUUCACUACAAAGCCACAGAACUGGCAAAGCAGUUUUGUCUGAUAAUGGUGAAGGGCUGGGAGCUUCUUCAUGUUCGGAAGUUGAUUCGACAGCAAAUUCAGGUUUGCUUCCAGGUCACCAAGCUCGGAAGGUGACAAAAUCUCGCAGGCACAGGAUCAUUAAAUCUUCAUCAGAGGAGUCUGGCACUCGGCAAGAACUGUCCUCGGUUUCAGCUGUGCAACACUUGGGUGCUGCAAUGACUUUUAAUGUUGGCCAGUGUCCAGGGAAGAGGACGGAGCAAGACAGCAUCGGAGACCUUGAAAAGAAAACGACCAGGCACCACGAUGCCAAAAUCGACAAUCAAAAGUCGUUGAUGAAAGGCAGACAGGGGCAUGGCAGACACUUUGAGGAUACCAUCGAAACUAUUUCAAGUUCAUCAGAUGAUGGGGCUGCAGAGAAAAACGAUGGACAGCUAAUGCGGGAUGACAUCACUGAAGCUCUUUCAAGUUCGUCAGAUGUUGAGGUUGCAGGACAAAAUGGCAGGCGGUCACAACAUGAUGAUGAUGAUGCUGAAACUCAGUCAAGUUUGGAUUCAGAGUCUUCUCAGGACGUAUCACCUUCGAGCUCAGAAUCUGAGGCUUCUGGUGAACACUCAUGCCGCCAAAGUGCAUCUGGCAAUUCAGUCAAAAAGAAAAGAGCUGCUUUGUCUCCAGGUAUGAGACCUUCAGGCACAGCUUCCACUUGUAGUGGGGAAACCUGUAAUGUCCAGGAAAGGCAGAGAAAAAUGCAGAGCAAUUUUCCAGAGCCAGAAUAUAAGAAAAGUAUUUUUAAAGGGCAUUAUAAUGUUUCAGCAUCAAGGUAUGCCAAAACAUCUGGAGUACAUUCAGAUUCGGAGCCCAUGUCUCCUGUAAAUUUAGGGAAAAUACAGUGCCAUCCUGCUGCGGUUCUUGAGGCUAGAGAUGUCACAUCGAGAACUGUGAAGAAGGCACAUAGGAGCAUAAUUGUCAGUUCCUCUGAGUCUUCCGAUGAAGAAUGCAGCAUUGAAUGCCCAGUGCUGCAAGAGUCUGUGUCUUCUGACGAAAAGCGCAGUGUUGAACACUCGGCACAACAAGGAGCAGAGUUUUCCAAUGAAGAAUGCAGUGUUGAGGCUAGCGAUGUCACACCAAGAACUGCGAAGAUGGCACAUAGGAGCAGAAUUGUCAGUUCCUCUGAGUCUUCUUAUGAAGAAUGCAGCAUUGAACGCCCAGUGCUGCAAGAGUCUGUGUCUUCUGAUGAAGAGCGCAGUGUUGAACACUCGGCACAACAAGGAGCUGAGUUUUCCAAUGAAGAAUGCAGUGUUGAGGCUAGAGAUGUCACACCGAGAACUGCGAAGAUGGCACAUAGGAGCAGAAUUGUCAGUUCCUCUGAGUCGUCUGAUGAAGAAUGCAGCGUUGAACGUCCAGUGCUGCAAGAAGCUGUGUCUUCUGACGAAGAGCACAAUAUUGAACACUCGGUGCAACAAGGAGCAAAGUUUUCCAAUGAAGAAUGCUGUGUUGAACACUCGGCACAAGAAGCUGAGUCUUCAGAUGAAGAGCGAAACGUUGAACACCCAGCACAACAAGAAGCCAAGUCUUCUGACAAAGAGCAUGGUGUUGAAUACUUGCCAAAUCAAGAAAGUUACUCUUCCAAUGAAAAGUGCAAUAUUGAGCAUUCAAUGCAACAAGAAGCUGAGUCUUCCAAUGAUGAAUGUGAUGAUGAACACCUUUCACAAUCGAAAGUGAGACAGCCCGCAGUGUUUUCAGAAUUGGCCGAUGAAAUCCCAUGUGGGCAGCGGUCACCUGGCGCUUUGUCACUGCAGGACAUGCACAUCUCACCUUCAGAAAGUGAUGAAGAUGGUCCGCUCUUUCCGGGGCUUAAUGGCACUCCUCUGGCUGCUGAAUCAGAUGAAGGGGUCGCUUUCGGCAGACAACAUGCGGGGAGCCUGUCACAAGCCACAACCGUUGCAGCUUCGUCCCAGAGGCGCUCGCCAUCACCUUUUUCAAAGCUGAGAGAAUUAGUGAUGUCCUUUCAAGAGGAUUCUGACGAUGAAACAGAUACUAUGGCUUUAGGAGGAAAGGAAGCAUCUUUAGUCGGCAAACACUGUCUCUCUAAGGUGCCGCUCGUGAAGAAGGUGGGCACCCCUACAACCCAACAGUCGGUUAAAUUGAAGCCUCAAGGUGUACGGCACAACGUAGAUGAGAGGAGAUCACCUAAAAAGAGCCAACCUGCCCACAGAAGAGCGUGCUCGCGUAGUUCAGUCUCUUUACAAAGGGAACAGGCAGCAGUGCCUGACAAAGAACAAGCUUCAGAAACCGACUCCUAUAAAGCAGCUGUGGCUACAAAUGCCACAGCCAGUGUAAGCUUGAAUAGUGACACCAUGGGGUCAAGGCACAUGUCAAUGGAGAAGAUUAAAGUUCUCAGUCCAGGCAUGAAGCAGGCAGGCAUUUGUAAAAACAGCUCUGGAGCAUCGUUGCCCAAGAAUAAACUGUUGAAGCCAUCCAAAGUUACCAAAACCUCAGAUUCAGAAUCGGAGCAAAAUGAUGCUUCUGAAUCAGACUCUGAUGAAGAUCAAAGAAACGCGAACACUGCCCUUAAGUCCGGAAAAUGCACAACACAAGGCCCAUCUAAGACAGAGGAACUGGCAAAAGUUGAAGCUUCACCUUCGAAUAGAAGGAAACGGGCACCCUGUCCAAAUCUUUUGCCUUUGGAUCCCACCAGGCCAAAAAGAGCAACACUGAUGUUGUCUUCUGAUCACGAUUUUGAUGCUGCAAGUGUCAAUGUGGUUAAGGAGAGUGCAUGCAGUGAGCAUUCACGGCAAAAUGAGGUCAAUGCCAGGCAACUGCAGGAAGCCGAAUCUGAAGCGUCUGCCCAAAGAAAAAGCACACGGAGUUGUGCCAAAAGACUGCCAUUUGGGCAGCAAAAAGAACAAGUUCACAAUUCUGACUCUGGCAACACAUUCAAAGAUUUAUGUGACCAGCCUGUGCCAAGCAGCGAUUUGGCAAAAAGUCCGUCAAAGGGAAAGCAAAAGCACGGUGACCCAGGCGACGGCAAUUCCUCAGCUCCGGAAAAGCCACACACUCCUGCAAAACCUUCCAGUAGUUGUGUGACCCAUGGAAUAGAGGUGUCCGGAAGACGAGACAAUCUAAGUGAUGAUGGAAUCAAAUGUGAUGUUUCUCACAAAUGUACAUGUCCCGUGUCACUUAUGAAAAAGCCAUCAUCUAUGACCAAGCAGAGAUCUGGAAUAGAGGCAGAAGCUACAAGUAGGAGCAGGCAGCUGGCUUCUAGCAGCCUGCACAUAUGUACAUUAUCACCAAUUCGUGGCAGGACUCCUUCGUGUGAGGUACAGCAAACAGGGCAGGCUGAAUUUGGAGUCCUGACUCGGAGUGCACGCAGGCAACUGUCCUUUGCUAAUGGUAAAGCCUCCCUGUCCCAAAAAAGAAUAACAAUGUCUGCAGAGGGACUAGGACCUGAUGUAAACUCAAAUGCUAUGUCUUGUGGGAAGACACUAAAUGAUGUAGAACCAGCACCGUUGCAGGUGAAGAGAAGGGCCUUACAGGGUAGCACAAGUGAUGGCCACUCUGUCAUGAGAAGUGACACUUCACCUACACAAGCAAAAGAUAAUGCCAUAUCUGAGAAAGAAUUAGAAAAGAGAGACAAAAGAGCAGGCAGUGCAUCUUCAAGGCAUAACACGUUAUCACCAUCUCCAAGACUAACUAAAUUGCCAAUAGUAAAACUAGAUCGUAUGCAGAAUAAUGAAACAGGACCUCUAGCAACUGUUAGUGGCAACAACUUGCUCAGAACACGCUCAGUUUCAGCUUCAUUGCAAGGCAGGGAGGCGGAUGCAUCAAACACCACAUUUGAUGGUCUGAUUACCAGCAAGGGAAGGCAAGUAGGUUCUGACAUGGGUGACACUGCAGCUUUGGCAAGGUCGCCAUUAAGAACAGCAUCCAAGCGCAGACGGGUCGUUGAUGCUUGCAUGAAGUCAACAUCUGCCCUGGACACUUUUGAAGAUGAUUCUUCUAAGACAAGUGUCUGCCUUAGCGGGCUGACACAGGUGCCUUUGUCACGAAAUCCUCACGCUUCAGACGACUCUACGAGUUCCGACCAAGAGGGGGGCGACUUUGUUCAUAGCGCCCAGCAGCGAAGACUGUCGUUGCGAAGGCUGCCGUCACGAAGGUUGCCCCAACGUAAUAAGAAAGAGGAUUUCAUUAUUGAUGUUGAUAAGGAGGUUCGUUCUCUUUCGGACUCUGAUGAUGAUGAUGAUCCUACCUACGAAGUUAGUGAUGUAAAUCUUGAUGCCAGCAUUGCUCGCUUAAGAAGACUCAAAGUGCCUCUUUAUACACCAGAAAUGGAAGCACAGUCAAGAACAUCGAGUGCUGCUUCGAGCUACAAAGUGGCAAACAGCAGUGCAAAAAGGACUGGACGGCUCUCAUUAGCUGCAAUACGAGCUUCGCAGUCCGAUAGGAGCCCGAGCUCCCAGUCCAGUCUGUCGCCCCCUUUCAGUCCGGUGGCAACUGUGUCCAGCGGUAUUCCAGAGGCGCAGAGUCCAGCGUCCAACUCCUGCUUGUGUCAUUCACCUUCCAGGCAUGCUAAAAGUUACGAUAAGCAGAACAGCAUGAUGUCGGGAAGGCAAGCAAUAAAAAAUGGACAGAGUUCAUCUGAAAACAAGGACCAUGUGUUGUCAGUGUUGGAAGACCCACAAGUUCUCAGCACAACAAACACAGGAAAAUCUCCAGAAAAAAUGCCAGUUCUCAGGCGGUCAACGCGUUUAAGUACAAAACAGGAUAUGCCUGCGUUCCUUACUUGUUCAAACCACUUGAAGAGUGGUGAACUUGUGGCACCGCCACAUUCGAGCCACCUAAACAAGGACUUUGAGGUCAUUGUCCGAGAGCAGACUGUACGCACUUCCAAAAGGAACAAGAGUUUGAAAAUGAGUCCUUCAUUGCAAAUGCAUGUGAAACAUCCUGAUGAAAGGUCAGGCGCAGCUGAAGAGGCAUCAGUGAUAGACGAUGCAUCAAGCUCUGUCUGCUCAACCUGCAAUCGCUGUGGGAAGGCUGCCAGUACUCAGGACAGUGGGACCAUGACUGACGACAGUUACCUUCAUGAUGAAGAUGCUUUUUCGGAUUCACUGAGAUAUUCUAAGCGUAAGAAGGUUGGCUCCAGUGCAUCAGCGUCACAUUCAAAGGCCAGAGCCUCCACGUCAUCUUGCCGGCACGGUUCAGCAACUCAAGAAGCCAGUGUUCCAAUACGGCGCAGCUCACGAGCAACUGCAGGUGCAUUACGUAGACUGAGUUAUGCUUGAAAUGCUGCUACGUGUGAUGAGAAAAAUUCUAAUAGACAAUGUCUAUUGGAACUGUCAGUGUUACUAUGUUACUUACUCAGUGUUACCUUGUGGGUGCCAUUCAGAAAGCUGUACUAUUGAACUGCAUUGUUACAGCUUAUAUCACUAAAAGAUAUACGUAUAUGUGUUAUUUUAAGUCUUGUGUUAGUGAAGUUCAUAUUGCUUUUUUUGAGCUGAGUGUAGCAUCAAGUUCAUUCUUGAAGGCAACACAUCUUGAUGCACUGUUUCACGAUAGUCAUGUUGUACGCGAUGCUGUAGUGUACAGUCGAAGGGCAGCUGAUCUCACAGUGUGGUCUUGGACAAACUGUGUACUGGUGUGGUUUACCAGGCUUGUUGUAGGUGUCAUGCACUCAUUGUUAUGCAGAAUAUUCACCUCAGUACAUUAAUAGAAUUGUUGUAGGCAUAAGUACCAAGCAAACACCUUGUAGAAUUGGGAUUUCAUUGCAUUUAGUCAUUUCAUCACUUAGCUUCUAGACUCGUGGAAUUGUUUGAAAAGCAGUGUUAAUGUUUUGAGCACCAAAAUACAUUGAAAAUGCAGUGUACGAAAAAGAAGGUAGUCGUUUCAGGAAUGAGAAAAAAGUUAUUAAUAACUUAUUGAAAAUCAUCAUGUACUACUGCCUUUGUGGAAAUUAAACAUGAACUUUCAUAGUCAUGAUCUUAGAUCCACUAAGAGAAAAGGCUUUCACUGGCUAAUUAAUGCACACGCUUAUUUUUAUUUGUCUUGGCAAAGGGCUGUCUGUGGGCAUAGUUAAGUAAACUUGCCACCAAAAAGAAAACUUUACCUGUUAAGAACAAAGCACUUAGGUGUGAAUAGGCAAAGCAAAUAAGUUGUCACAUGUACAGGGUGUUCUGCUGUCCGCGUAAAUGUGUGUAACUGUGCUUGUAUUGUGUGCUGUGCAAGCUGCACAUGUCCAUGCCACGUCGUCUGCUAUCGACGUAAUGUGUAAAAGCCAUUGGAUACACAACUGCAAAGCACGUAAAUUCUUGCACAUAGGCAACGUGCUCUUCUGCUAUUUUCAACAGGCAUUUUUGCUUACACAGUGUGCUGUGCGAGUUGCGCUUGGCUCUGCCUUGUCUGCUACAGAGGCAGGUGCUUUACAAUUUACAAGGAAAAUUUUGCUCAAUCGAAGCAUGAGAGCAUUAGUUGAUGGUCAAUGUGAAUUUGCUGUAAAUUCCCAUGAGCUGACAAGAUUAUCAGCGUCUGAAGCAAACAAGGAAAUUUUUCUCCUGUCUGCUCAAGGUGUCCGCACCUCUGUAACAGAUGACAACAAUUUUGUUGGUUGCACUAGCCCUGCUCAUUGCCUCACUGCAUUAGUGCAGUGCACUGAAUAUGAUUUUUUGGCACUUUGGCUGGCGUGGCAAGCAGCGGCGAUGAACUCGAUUAUUCAUGCUAACAAUAGACCACCCUGUAUAACUGGGCAUGCCAGUUGCACUCAAACUAUUUGAGCUACUUCUAAAGGGAAAAAGUGCAGUUAGCAAGCAACUUCUGGGGCUGUUUCUGUUCAGCUUUCGAUGUAUAGGCUUAAGUAGGUUCACCCGUAAAAAACUUAGAGUGACUGUUUUUGUCCAAGCUACUGCUUUUUAUAUUGACGCUUUUAUAGAAAGUGCUUUCUGCAGCUUGUUGCAGGGAAUGUGUCAUUCCUUGGGUUGUACCCAAUUUCUUGUCUUAAGCUUACAUUGAGAUUCGUUGAUGCUUUAAUGUUGGUUAGCAUUAUGGUAGUUCCAACACAAAGUGGAAAGUCACAAAGGCGCAUUGAUUUGUAUUCACUACAGCUAAAAAAUUUUGAAACUUAAAACAUUUUUUUUUUUUACUUUGUUGUUGGGACACCUUUGUUGAGAUGAUGGUAUAUGCUACAUGUGUCAAAUGUUCUGUUGUUAGGGUACACAUUGUUUAUGCCACAUUUUGCUUUCAGAGAUUCAGUAGCGAUCUAAAGCUUUCCACGAUUGCAAGGACAGCAUUGGUGACGUAGAUGUUUAUGCAAUGUGCUUUCUUAUGUGCACUUUCUAAACUGUCAUUUUCUGUGAUCAUGUGUUCCGUAUUGAGGUUAAGGGUGCUCAUUUCAGAGAGCCAUAUAGGGAGCGUGCAUUUUUGGUAUGUCAUAUUGUUCAUCGUUCACUCCUGUCAUCCAUGCAUCAAGUGCUGCGUGAUGGUUUAUCCCCUUAAAGUUUUAUGGGGCAAGGUUUGCAAGAAUUUAAUAAAACUUAACUCCACUGAAA